AUGACAAAAACAAAAUUAAAAACUGGCGACCAAGUAAAAGUUAUCACUGGUAAACAUCGCGGAACAAUUGAUUAUAUUUCUCGUUUGGACCAAAAGAAACGAGUAGUCUAUUUAAAAAAA
Ambispora gerdemannii is the source of this 120-nucleotide messenger RNA. The record is from the annotation of a GenBank genome assembly. NCBI's taxonomy places the organism in Eukaryota, Fungi, Glomeromycota, Glomeromycetes, Archaeosporales, Ambisporaceae.